Maudiozyma saulgeensis is the source of this 1578-nucleotide messenger RNA. The record is from the annotation of a GenBank genome assembly. NCBI's taxonomy places the organism in Eukaryota, Fungi, Ascomycota, Saccharomycetes, Saccharomycetales, Saccharomycetaceae.
AUGACUCGUAGUAAAAAUGGCUACCAAUGGCAUGAAGAAUAUGAUGGUGCUACUGUAGCAUUUAUGAUUAUUGGUGCUGCCCUUGUAUUUUUCAUGGUUCCUGGAUUAGGUUUCUUAUAUUCUGGUCUAGCCAGAAGGAAAAGUGCCCUUGCUUUAAUCUGGGUCGUUCUAAUGUCUACUUUAGUAGGUAUGUUACAAUGGUAUUUUUGGGGUUAUUCUUUAGCAUUUUCCAAAACCGCUAAAAACCAUAAAUUUAUAGGAGAUUUGAAUUCCUUUGGUUUUAGAAAUGUAUAUGGUAAAGUUAAUGAAUCAGAUGCAUACCCAGAGAUUGCAUAUGCAGGAUUUCAAAUGAUGUUCAUGUGUGUCACUUUAAGUAUUGUAUCCGGUGCAACAGCAGAAAGAGGUAGAUUAUUACCACAUAUGGUGUUUCUGUUUCUUUUUGCCACUGUUGUAUAUUGUCCAAUUUGUUAUUGGAUUUGGUCUCCUGGUGGAUGGGCUUAUCAAUGGGGAGUUUUAGAUUGGGCAGGUGGAUUUCUUGAGAUUGUUAGUGCAGUCGCGGGAUUUGUUUACUCCAUUUUUCUGGGUAGAAGAAGAGAAAAAUUAUUAAUUAAUUUUAGACCUCAUAAUGUCUCAAUGGUUACUUUAGGAACAGGGAUACUAUGGUUUGGUUGGUUAUUAUUCAAUUCUGCAAGCUCUUUGAGUCCGAAUUUAAGAUCUGCAUACGCUUUCUUUAAUACCAAUAUUAGUGCAGUUACGGGCGGAAUGACAUGGUGUUUAUUAGAUUAUAGAACAGAGAAAAAAUGGUCUACCGUUGGUCUUUGUUCUGGUAUCAUUUGUGGUCUAGUAGCAGCUACACCAUCAAGUGGUUGUAUUACAUUAUACGCAUCAUUAAUCCAAGGUAUUGUUGCAGGUGUCGUUUGUAACUUUGCCACUAAAAUUAAAUAUUAUUUAAAUGUCGAUGAUUCAAUGGAUCUAUUGGCAGAACACGGAAUUGCCGGUAUUGUUGGUCUAAUAUUCAAUGCACUAUUUGCUGCCGAUUGGGUUAUCGGAAUGGAUGGUUCUACAGAACAUAGAGGUGGUUGGUUAACUCAUAAUUAUAAACAAAUGUAUAAACAGAUUGCUUACAUUGCAGCAGUAAUGUGCUAUUGUGCUGUGGUAACUGCAAUUAUAUGCUUUGUUCUAGAUAUAAUACCAUUUGUAAAAUUAAGAGUCAGUGAAGAAGCUGAAGCAAAUGGGUUAGAUGAAGAUCAAAUCGGUGAAUUUGCUUACGACUAUGUUGAAGUUAGAAGAGAUUAUUAUGAAUGGGGUGUUGACACUGAUAAUAUGCAUGGAUCUGAUAAUAAUAAUCAAGAUACCGAUUCAGAUGUAAUCACCAAUACAAAGAAUGACAUACUUCAAAAUAAGAUAUCUCAUCGCGUUGUACCAGCUAGUGACAUGACUGUAGAAACAUAUUUACCUUAUUCGGCUUCAUCAAAUGAGAAUAAUGAUAAUGGUGAAGUUAACGAAAAGAGGAUUUCUCAAGAUGAUCUUGAGUUAACUCCACAACCACCCCAUGAGGAUUCAAUUUCCCAGAGUUAA